This is a messenger RNA of Onthophagus taurus, 4975 nucleotides long. NCBI's taxonomy places the organism in Eukaryota, Metazoa, Arthropoda, Insecta, Coleoptera, Scarabaeidae. The record is from RefSeq and is a predicted model, not a curated record.
CGUCAACUUCAUAAUCAUAACCUAAAAGGUUGAAAUAUCCCUAAAAUUCAUCAUCAAAGACACGUCUUGAUGAGUCUAUUUUCGUAUCAAACGCGUGAAAAAUCGAUAAAACCGUUAAACGAUACGUCGUAAAUUGCGUCGAAUAUCAUCGGGGACACGUCCCAAAAGCGAAAUAUAUCUGUUAAAAGUAAAUAAUAAGAUUAGUGGGGUAAUGGGAAGGGUCCCGUUUCUCAAAAACUAAUUCACCUCGGUUUUGAUUCGAAAAAUGUUUAAAAAAUUGAAGGAUAAAAUCGCGGAAGAUUUAAAAUUUUCACCACAACGCAUCCAACAACUUACGCAAACGGUGACUGAUCGCCUCGGUGGAUCGGGGGCCUCCGAAGAUAACAAUCUAUUUUCGAUUGCGGAUGACGAUAACGCAAUUUCUCCAAACACAAUGGAUAAUAACUCGGAAAUGUUUACGGAUGUUUCGCUGCAAAGAUCGCCGGGAAUUGAACCCAAAUCGAGGCGUUUAUCUUCAUCCUCGAUGGCUAGCGACGUCUCUUUUUUACCAAGAUACGAACCACCAUCGAAUUUGUAUCAUAUGCAGUCAGAUUUAGACGUUUCGGCGAGUGAAUUUGAAGACGCAUCAAGUACCUCAUCGCAAUUGGGUCAAAUUAGUAAAGAACAAGUUUAUGCGGCAUUUCGAAAGGCUCAAAUGCGUUAUCACAAAUACCGAGGUCGUUACACCGAUUUAGCGAAUCAUUAUAAAAUUUUAGAGCGAGAAAAUGGAAAAAUUAAAUCGGUUUUGGUUGAUACUCAAGAUAAAGCGAUUCGAAGAGCGAAUGAGCUUAAAGAACAAUGUACACUGGAACAAAGAGCCAAAGCUCACUUGGAGAAUGCUUUACGUGUUGAUCUGGAUGAAAAGCAAAUGAAAAUUGAUUCGUUGGAAACUAAAAUUAAAUAUUUGCAGUCUGAAGAAGUUAAUGGGGAGGGUUUGAAUGAAAAAAUACAAGAAUUAAAGGCGAAUUUGAUAGUUUUUAGUACUAGGGAGGUGGAGUAUAAACAAAAAAUUAGUGAGUUGGAGAGUAAUUUGAAAGAAAGAAUGAUGGAGAUUGAAGGGAAUAACUUAAAGAUUGCUAAAACAAAGAUGGAGUUACACUCGGAAAUUAACAACAAAGAUAUUGAGAUUAAUCAAUUAAAAGGGGAAAUUGAUAAAAUUAAAAUUGAGAAUGAUAAGAAUGAAAAGACCAAGUUGGAUGGUGAAGGUGAAAAGAAAUUGGAAAAUUUAAAGGCCCAAAAUGGAAAAUUAAUUGAGAAAAUCGAAAAGUUAACCUCAAAAUUAUCGAAUUAUGACACCGAUUUAAUUAAAUUGGAGCGAAAAGAGAUUGAAAUGAAUAAUUUAAACGUUUUAAUGAACGAAAUUAAGGAGGAAAAUCAACAAUUAAAAGACGAAAUUGUUGCUGUGAAAUUAAAAAGUGAAAAUGAAUUAAAAUCGGUUAGAAAUGAAACUAAAAAUAGUUUGCUUAGUUUGGAAAGUAAAAUCGCUUCUAAAUUACAAGCAGAUUUCGAUUUUAAAGAAGCGGAAUUAAAAAAAGAUUUCGAUAAACGUAUUGAAGAUCUUCAAACAUCCGGAAGCUUAGAAAAGGAACUUAUCGAGACUCAGGAUAAUUUAAAAACGAUCGAGAAUAUUAACGAGGUUCUUAACACCGAAUUGGAAGAGUAUAAAUUAAAAUAUUUCAAUUUGGAGCAGAACCAUUUAGAUUUAAUCGAUGAGAAUGGGAAAAGAAUUCGGAAAGAAUCCGAAUUGGAGAAGGAAAUCGAGAAAUAUUUGGACGAAAUUAAAAUAUUAAAUAGAGAAUUAAUUAAAGAGAAGGAUUUGAAGGAGAAGUUUAAUGUGGAAAUGAUUAAUUUAAAAAAAAUUAAUGAUGACAUAACCUCAAAUUUUGAUGUGAACGUAUCCCAAAUUAAAACUUUAGAGGAUAAAGUUAAUAGUUGUGAAAAUGAAAUUAAAGCUUUAUUGGAUGAGAAUGAAGCUUUAAAAGUGUCUAAAAAUGAAUUGGUUGAGAGUUUAAACGAGGAAAUUAAGAAAUUGAAGGAGGUAAAUGGUGACAUAACCUCAAAUUUUGACGUGAACGUAUCCAAAAUAAAAACUUUGGAGGAUAAAGUUAAAAGUUGCGAAAAUGAAAUUAAAGCUUUAUUGGAUGAGAAUGAAGCUUUAAAAGUGUCUAAAAAUGAAUUGGGUGAGAGUUUAAACGAGGAAAUUAAGAAAUUGAAGGAGGUAAAUGGUGACAUAACCUCAAAUUUUGAUGUGAAUGUAUCCAAAAUUAAAACUUUGGAGGAUAAAGUUAAAAGUUGCGAAAAUGGAAUUAAAGCUUUGUUGGAUGAGAAUGAAGCUUUAAAGGUGUCUAAAAAUGAAUUGGUUGAGAGUUUAAAUGAGGAAAUUAGAAAAUUAAAAGAGGUAAAUGAAAAUUUUGAUGUGAACGUACCCAAAUAUGUUGGUGAAAUUAAAACUUUGGAGGAUAAAGUUAAAAGUUGUGAAAAUGAAAUUAAAGCUUUAUUGGAUGAGAAUGAAGCUUUAAAAGUGUCUAAAAAUGAUUUGGUUGUAAGUUUAAAUGAGGAGAUUAAAAAAUUAAAAGUGGUAAAUGGUGACAUAACCUCAAAUUUUGAUAUGAACGUAUCCAAAAUUAAAACUUUGGAGGAUAAAAUUAAAAGUUGCGAAAAUGAAAUUAAAGCUUUAUUGGAUGAGAAUGCAACUUUAAAAGUGUCUAAAAAUGAAUUGGUUGAAAGUUUAAAUGAGGAAAUUAAAAAAUUAAAAGUGGUAAAUGGUGACAUAACCUCAAAUUUUGAUGUGAACGUAUCCAAAUAUGUUGGUGAAAUUAAAACCUUGGAGGAUAAAGUUAAAAGUUGUGAAAAUGAAAUUAAAGCUUUAUUGGAUGAAAAUGAAGGUUUAAAAGUGUCUAAAAAUGAUUUGGUUGAGAGUUUAAAUGAGGAAAUUAAAAAAUUGAAAGAGGUAAAUGAAAAUUUUGAUGUGAACGUACCCAAAUAUGUUGGUGAAAUUAAAACUUUGAAUGAUAAAGUUAAAAAUUGCGAAAAUGAAAUUAAAGUUUUAUUGGAUGAAAAUGAAGCUUUAAAAGUGUCUAAAAAUGAAUUGGUUGAGAGUUUAAAUGAAGAAAUUAAAAAAUUGAAGGAAGUAAAUGGUAACAUAACCUCAAAUUUAAAAGAAAAUUCUUCAAAACAUAUUGGAGAAAAAAGUUGUGAAAAUAAAAUUAAAGCUUUAUUGGAUGAGAAUGAAGGUAUAAAAAUGUCUAAAAAUGAAUUGAUUGAGAGUUUAAAUGAGGAGAUUAAAAAAUUGAAGGAGGUAAAUGGUAACAUAACCUCAAAUUUAAAAGAAAAUUCUUCAAAACAUAUUGGAGAAGUAAAUAUUAUUGAAAAACAAUUAAAAACUUUACAAAAUGAAUUAGAAAUAAAUAAAAAAUUAAUAGAGAAGUAUGAAAUUGAAAGUGAAGCUUUUAAAAGUGAGGUUAAAAUGGGUAAAAUUGAGCUUGAAAAGUUCCGAAUUGAAAUGAACUCAUUACAAGAUGAAAAUGAGAGUUUAAAAUUAUCUAAAAAUGAAUUAAUUGGAAAUUUAAAUGAGGAAAUUAAGAAAUUAAAAGAAGAAAAUUGUAACAUAACCUCAAAUUUCGAAGAUAAAGUAGAUAACUGUAAAAAAGAAACGAAAUCCUUACAAGAUGAAAUAAAACGUAUGCAAAAUGAGUUGGAAAAGUUCAAGAAAGAGAAUGAAAUUUUAAAUUCAUCGAAGAUUGUUGAAAUUGAGAAAAUUGAGAAAAUUGAUAAACAAAAAAAUGAACUUUUGAAUGAAAAUAAAAAGUUAAAACAAGAUUAUCUCGACUUAAAGAUAUCUUUGGAAACAUUAAAAACGGUUGAGGAAGAAAACCAUAAAUUAAUUGAUGACAUUGAAAUGAUUAGGUCAAAAUUAACCGAGUUAUUAAGCGAAAAUCAAGCUUUAAAAGACGAAUUAAAUAAAUUAAAGUACCUUGAUAACUUAUCGAAAGAAAACGCGAAUAAUUUUGAGGUCUUAAACGAGAGUUAUAAUCGUUUAAACCAAGAAAACGUUGAAUUAGUUCGAAGAAAUCAACAAUUAUCGAGUGAUUACCAACAAAUUGUAACCGAAAAUGAACACAAUUUGUUUGAAUUAGGCGAAUUAAAACUAAAAUACGACGAAUUAACUUUAAAAAUGAACCAAAUCGAUGGUGAGGUUGAAAAAUACGACUCAAAAAUAACCAAAUUAAACCAAGAAUUAGUUGAGGCUAAUUCAAAAUUGAACCGAUUAGAUAAAGAGAAACAAGUUUUAGAGAAUCGCAACGCCUCAGAUGAAAAUAAAUUAAAACAAUUCGUAAACGACAAAGAAAAUCACGAAACGUUAGAAAAAAAAUUCAAAUCAACUAAAACCGAGCUUAGCGAGCUUGUAAAAACUCACGAAGAAAUUGUGAAGGAAAAGAAAUCUUUGGAAAAUCAAUUCCAUGAAUUAGAAAAGCAUUAUAAUGAGAUUACGCAUGAAAAACAAUUAUUAUUAGAUGAAAUCGAUGAGUUAAAAGCAACCCCCAUCAGUUUAUUAACUAAAAAUAACCCGGAAAUUGAAAAUUUAAAGCGAAAAUUAGAUGAAUAUAAAUCGAUAGAUAAAGCUAAUCGAGCAUCAAUUGAAUUUUACGAAAACGAAUUGGAAAAAUUAAAGAAUAAAAACGAUAAAUUAGGCAGGAAAUUGGAUGAAACGUUGGUGGGGUUACCGAAAUUAACGGAAAACGCCGAUUUUAGUAACUCGGAGGCGAUUUUGGAGUACUUAAGAAACGUCAUUUUUAAUUACAUGACCGGGAAGGAAAGCUUGGUUCUUGCCAAAGUAAUCGCGGCCGUUUGUAAAUUCGAUAAGGAUCAAACCGAGUUGGUUUUGCAAAAGGAACAACAAAAACAAUCACUUUUGGGUCAAUUCUUUACGAGCUAA